AUGUCAAAGUCCCCAGGCCUUGUCAAGCCAGAGCGCAAGACGAGGCGAACCCAUAAAAAUUCCCGGGAUGGGUGUCCCAACUGUCGAGCGAAACGUAUCAAAUGCACGGAGGAGCUCCCGAGUUGCUCUAACUGUGUGAAGAAGAAGUAUCGUUGUGGGUACUUGGACUUUCCUCAAGAACGUCUCGACCACAUACGAAGGAAGAAUGAGAUCAAACGACAGCAGGAGAGCGAGGGUCUUUAUUCGUCAUCUGGCACAUCUCUGGGAGGCCAGAAAGCUGACACGGACAUCAAAAGCGUCCUGAGUGCUCUGGAAAAGAAAAAGAAUCUGAGUUCAUCCCUACGGCAGAAAAGAGCGGAGUUGGCUGCUCAAAAUCUGGACUCAGUGUUCAACAACCGAUCAGAAAAUUUCAGAUCCCUCGUUUAUUCGGCUGUAUUCAGCGACCUUAACAACAACGACCUCAGCAUGAUUCGUGAUAUGCAACAUACGGAGUUCAAGCCAUGGCAAGACUUACUGAACAUUUUCGAAAACUCUAUUUUUCUCGAUCACCCAUCAGUCACAGAAUUUCCUACAGGCCAGGACUUGUCUUCCAAACCUACCCCACCGACACAUAUGGACCUUGCAAUAGAAACGCCUGAUUUCGAUACUUCUUCGACUCUCAACGAAAAGUCACACCAGAGAACACCCAAUGUGACUCCAACUCUAAACAGAUCUGACGAGAGCUCUCCACAAGUGAUUGAUGAAUUCAGAAGUGGCCACCAGUUAUCAAGACCUGCCACUAUGAAUGGUGGGCCGCCUCUCCCACAAGCCAUCUUGAAGCGGGUCAGAUUCAAGCUACAUAGCAUACCUCAACAUCUUGAAAACCCGUUUCUACAAAGUGCUCUUCAAGGUAUGAGCAAUGGUCGGAUUGAUGUCCGUCAUGUGAUGAACGACAAAUUCACCACCAUAGUCCAGCCGGUCUGGAAAGAAGAGACGUUCAGGGAAUUUUGGCUCACCAUUUUCAAUCAGGCCUCCAUGCUCAAUUUGUACUUUGUGUAUUUUAUUGACAAGGCGGUCAAUAUAUCCAAACGAAGUGCUGAAAUAGUGGUUAAUCGCGAGUUCGAUAGCAACCACUCGAGUACAAGUCUGACCUCCAAUAGCUCAUCUCCAAUGAGCAAUCAGAGCUUGAGUCCGAACAAUGGGAACUACUCUGAAUUCUUCUACAACCCAGACGAUUUGAAAAAAUUAACCCGUUUGCUGUACAUUACUUAUGGAAGAGUGCUUCGAGCCUUGCGGGAGUCAAUUGCAAACUAUCAUGUCGAGUACCCCAUUAAGAUGUCGAUGUUUUCAGCAUGGGCAUGCUUCUGGAACACUUCAUCUGAUGUAUCCACACUUUGCAUGAUGUUCACCGGAGCACUUACUUUGGCAAUCAGGCUUUUAAAUGAAGCACAAUCUAUUUCCGAGGUGAGCAUUGCAGUGCGGCAAGAGAUCAUGAUUCUCAACGGUCAUUCUAGUGCAUCUAUAUUUCCGGAUUAUCUGUUACGUGCUAUUGGAGAACUCUCUUCGUCGUUCCAUGCUUACAAGAGAAUCGUAAGCGACUUAAUGUAUAAUUUUGAAAAUGGUCUUGUGAAAUAUGAUGAUCGAGUCGUGGCUGCUUUGCGGAAUCCCCUUUUCAGGCAUAGCAUCAACGAAAUGAGUACAUUUUUGAAGAAGCUUCAAUUCGAUUAUAUUCCGCAGAUGCAGGCAAUCAACGCAUACUAUUUGAAGCUGUACUCACUCGACACUACGGUGGAGGGUUUCAAAUUUGUUUCACCUUCACUAUUAUAUAAUUUGGUGUUCGACUGGUUCCGGAUCUUCCGAGGAGACAAAUUCUCUUUGGUGGGCAAUACUAGUAUCGUGCACAGGACAGUGUGCGUUUUCUACCAUGCUCUUGGAAGAUGCUUGGCGAUGUGCAUCACGCCUAUACGAUCUAUUAUGUUAUUAGAUCCAUGCAAUGUGAUUGCACCCAAGACCGGGUUUGAGAUUCCCGAACCGCCGUACGAGCCCUUUCCCGAAUUCCAAGCAAUAUAUCAGAUCGACGCGAGCCUCACUCGUAUGAUCAAGUUCUUUGAUUAUCGUCAAGCGUUUAUUGGAUACCACAUUGGGCACACACUCAUCUCAAAUUAUGUCGAGUUUGAUGACAGCCCAGUGCCUGAAGAGUUUGAGUACAAGGAUAUUAUUCGGAUCAAAAUUGAAAAGCUUCAGGUGGCGGAGGUGCAGCCAGCCAGUUUGAUGAGCGGCACGUUCAAUGUACAUAACUUUCCGAUAUUUGACGAGAUAUCACAGGAUGGCGAAUGCUAUCAUUUGCUUCGGCAGGAGCUUGACAGACAGGCGCUGUCGAUUCGGACGGAGCCGUUGAGAUUUGAUUACCAAAUCGGGUUGCUGAAUCACGAUUUUCAACCGGAUCGGUUAUUGGAAGCGUACAUACGGAAGCGUCAGGCGGAACUGAUGCGAGAUCUCUCGCCUGGGCUCGAGGAGUUGCGGAUGUGGGCCGAGAGUUUUGCAAAGAGCGGCAACAAGCUCAUGCAAGCCAUUAAGAAGGAGCGAAGCCAGCUGGAAGCUACAGGCGACCGGGCGGCCUGA
This is a messenger RNA of Candidozyma auris, 2601 nucleotides long. RefSeq lists its product as uncharacterized. Gene Ontology annotation, molecular function: zinc ion binding; DNA-binding transcription factor activity, RNA polymerase II-specific. Lineage: Eukaryota; Fungi; Ascomycota; Pichiomycetes; Serinales; Metschnikowiaceae. Bases 1 to 2601 code for a protein of 866 amino acids. Gene Ontology annotation, biological process: regulation of transcription by RNA polymerase II. The transcript has a single exon. The record is from RefSeq and is a predicted model, not a curated record.